Epinephelus fuscoguttatus (brown-marbled grouper) is the source of this 1726-nucleotide messenger RNA. RefSeq names its product fascin actin-bundling protein 2a, retinal (gene fscn2a). The coding region runs from base 1 to 1551 and encodes 516 amino acids. Gene Ontology annotation, biological process: establishment or maintenance of cell polarity; cell migration; actin filament bundle assembly. The record is from RefSeq and is a predicted model, not a curated record. Gene Ontology annotation, cellular component: cytoplasm; actin cytoskeleton. Gene Ontology annotation, molecular function: actin filament binding; protein-macromolecule adaptor activity. Lineage: Eukaryota; Metazoa; Chordata; Actinopteri; Perciformes; Serranidae. The transcript has 5 exons.
AUGCCCACAAACGGAACUAACAGGGCCCUGAAGCUGCAGUUUGGCCUCAUCAACCAUGAGAAUCGCUACCUGACGGCCGAGGCCUUCGGCUUCAAGGUGAACGCCUCAGGUAUCAGCAUGAAGAAGAAACAGAUCUGGACCUUAGAGCAGGACGAGCAAGACAGCCAAGUAGUGUUCCUCCGCAGCCACCUGGGACGCUAUCUGGCCUCUGACAAAGAUGGCAAGAUCACAUGUGGGGCAGAGAAGCCUGACCCUGACUGCCGUUUCCUUAUUGUGCCUCAGUCUGAUGGUCGCUGGGCACUGCAAUCAGAGCCCUACCAGCGUUACUUUGGGGGCUCGGCUGACUACCUGUCCUGCUUUGCCCAAGCCAUCGGGGAGCAAGAGCUGUGGGCCGUCCAUUUGGCUUUACAUCCACAGGCCAGCCUGCUCAGUGUGGCACGUAAGCGCUAUGCCCAUCUGUCUGCUUCAGAUGGAGAGAUCUCAGUGGACAGCAACAUUCCCUGGGGAGUGGACUCCUUGGUUACCUUGGUAUAUCUCGACGGCAAGUACAGCUUGAAGACCUGUGACAGCCGUUUCCUCAGCAAUGAUGGCAAACUGGUGAAGGAGAACAACAACACUACAAGCUUCACGCUGGAGCUGAAAUCUGGCAAGCUGGCCUUCAAGGACUGUGAUGGGAAAUAUCUGACCCCAGUGGGUCCCACAGGGACUCUGAGAUCUGGCCGAUGCUCCAAGCCUGGAAAAGAUGAGCUGUUUGAUCUCGAGGAGAGUCAUCCACAAGUAGUUUUUCAAGCCGCCAAUAAAAGAUUCGUCUCAGUCAAGCAAGGAGUGAGUAUUUCAGCCAAUCAGGAUGUGGAGACAGACAUGGAGACCUUCCAGAUGGAGAUUGAUAAAGAGAGCAAAAAGUCUAUGUUCAGGACCAACGGUGGAUCCUAUUGGACUCUAGUGACUCAUGGAGAGAUCCAGUCCACUGCCACAGAAGUAGAGGUCAACACAAUGUUUGACAUUGAGUGGCGAGGACAUAGGGUGGCACUCAAAGCAAGUAAUGGAAAGUAUGUGUGUACAAAGAAGAAUGGGCAGCUCUCGGCAGUCAGCGAUACAGUGGGUGAGUGCUUUCAGGCAAGCCACUUGGGAUUUAACGUUGUGUCCACAUAUGAACAGUAUUUGUCCUCCAUUGCAGGUGAUGAUGAAUUAUUCCUGAUGAAACUCAUCAACCGCCCCAUGCUGAUCCUUUGUGGGGAGAACGGCUUUGUGUGCCACCACAAGAACUCCAACACUCUGAACGCAAAUCGAUCCGUCUAUGACAUUUUCUCAUUGAUCUUUAAUGAUGGCGCCUACAAUGUAAAAAGUGUGAAUGGAAAGUUCUGGUACGUCUCUAGCAGUGGUCUAGUGUGCUCAGAUGGAGAAAAGCCAGAGGACUUUUUCCUUGAGUUCCUGGAACACGGACGUGUCGCCAUCAAGGCCUCUGAUGGGAAGUACCUUCGUGGAGACCAGGGAGGUACGCUCAUGGCUGAUGGCACAACUGUUGAUGCAUCUUGUCUUUGGGAGUUUUGACACCUUUCAAUCAGGACGCUCAAAGAAGAAGCAAGAAGGCAGGGUGCAGGACCAGCUUCUAUCAGCUCAGAUGAAGCGGACUGACCGGGUAACAUUUCCUGCCUGUUUUUAUACUAGCUGCCAGGUGCCCCAUCCCAUUUUUUCCUUUUUUUUUUUUUUUUUUAAUUGGGAAAGA